UGACCCGGAUAAGGCGGGAGCUGAAGCCUCACCUCCCGCAACGGCAAACGAUGAUUGGCCAAGAGCUGUAGCCGGUGCAGCUGGAGGAUUGGUUGUUGAAGGAGACGGGCGGGGGAGAGAUGAGGAGCGUGUGUGGGAAUGAACUGCCGGGACUUGGCGGCUGCUGAGGUGACUGAGAAAGGAGUAUUACCGGCAGGGCGAGGCGUGACUAUGGAACAUUUGCAUUCCAUCAAACUGAGGUGGUUAGCUAACAAGAUUGUGGAAACCCUGCAUUGUUCCAGAUGAUUUACUGGAUUAAGCACCUACUUAGAGUGAUAUUUGAGCAAGCAGCAUUAACUAUGGAAUCGUUGCUUUGGUCUAGUAAGCCUUAUGGUCGCGAUAGAAGUAUUGUAAGGAAAAUUGGCACCAACCUCUCGCUGAUACAAUGUCCAAGAGUUCAGUUUCAGCUUCCAUCUCAGUCUGCAGAAGGCAGUCAUUCUAACCCACUGAGAGAUGAUGGAGUGGUCUCCCUUGCAGAUGUGGGGUGGGUUGCUGAAGAAGAAAGUGAAGUCUUUACACGGCUCAGAUCAGACGUUUGGUCAAAAUCCCAAACAUAUUCUAGAGGUGAAGGCUGCUCAGGAAGAGAUCCAAAUAUUCAAGUACCUUUGCCAAAGCCAUUGCAAGAAAAAGAAGACUCCAAGAUUGCUGUGGCCACAAAUGAUGAAGCUCUGCAGAAAAUCAGUGUGCUAGAAAAUGAACUUGCCAGUUUAAGAGCGCAAAUAGCCAAAAUCGUAAGCUUACAAGAACAGCAGAAUAUGACAGCAGCUGGAGUAAGUUCUGCAGCAUCAAUUCCUGUCCUAGCAGGAGUGCCAGCACCGCCCCCGCCACCCCCACCCCUUCCACCUCCACCACCUCUCCAGCAGAGCACUUCUGCCAUUGAUCUUAUUAAGGAGCGCAAAGGAAAAAGAGUAAACUCCGGACGGACUUUUAUAGAUGAUGAUUCGAAGAAGCCUGAAAUACCAAACAUGCUAGAUAUUCUCAAAGAUAUGAACAAUGUAAAGCUGCGAUCUGUGAAAAGACCAGAGGAGAGCACCAAACGAAAAGCAGCCGACCCAACAGAUCCAGCCGCACUAAUAGCUGAAGCUCUUAAAAAGAAAUUUGCUUAUCGAUAUCGAAGUGACAGCCCAAGUGAAACUGAGAAACAGGCUCCUGAAUCUGACACAAGGCUGUUUGGGCCACACAUGCUGAAGCCUACAGGAAAAAUGAAGAAUCUAAUUGAAAACUCUUAAGCAGGGGAAAAAAUUACCUCACUACAAAAGGACUUUUUACAACUACUUCUGCUUUUUUGAGAAACAAGUGUUUUGUUUUAAAAAAAAAAAUCCAGGGGGCUGAGUAAUAGGUUUAAGAAUAUAUUGUAUUGUGGUAACACAGCUUUUUAGUACAGAAAUGUCAAUGUGGUAUUAGAGUAUUAAUAGACAAUAUAAGAAUGACUGACACUCUUAAACACCAUGUAUACAAUAAUUAACUUUAAGUUAUUAUAGUUCCAGUGCAAUAACUGGUAUAAUGUAAGGGUAAUUUUUAAUGACUUAUUUUUAGUUUGUUACACAUUAAUUUUGAACUAUGUUCUGCAUUUAGAAAUCUCAUGCUGUGUUUUCAGCUUCUUUAAAUGAAGCACUCAGACUUUACUAAAGCUACUCUACCUCUCAAACACUAACCUUGAAGGAGGCAUGGCUUUAAAAACCUUAUUUAUUCUCCAGCAAUACAAACUUCAAAAUUUUUUAAUUAUCUUUCAAUAAAGCAACUCAUUUUUGCUUCAAAACACAUGUUACAUUGCAGCAUAUUUAUAGGCAAUAAAUUAGCCAAAGUUUGGACUAUAUUUUUUACAGGACUAAACAUUACAACUGCAAUAGAAGUAAUGCUGCAUAUUCUGUGUUAGGAAACCAGAGCAGAAUAUAUAAUUUACCAAUGGAAGGAUAAACAGGGCUUCUUCACCUCAGACCUUAAACUGUGAGGUUACAGAGCCUGGGUUAUAUUUUUCUUAGUUGUUCUCUUAUGAUCAUUCUUGUCGACAUCUGCAGUAUUUGUCCCAGCAACUUGGUACCAAGUCCAGUCAGUUCAGUAGGAGUUUGCACUUUUACAGGGAAUAAACAACUGAAGAUGUAGAGCAUGACCCAUCCUGGCUAGGUUUUUUGGGUGGGGGAACCAACCAACUGAAAAGUUGUAUUUGGAAAAGGGUACGGUGUCGUUCUGUUUUUGUGCUGCAUAAAAUUUCAUUUCUAGAAAUAGAAGGCAAUUAUUUUGUGAAUACUUGUUACUUAGAUUACAAUAGCAAGAUCCGACUUGCAACAGCAGAUACAGUGAGACUUCACCUCCUCCCCCCGUAGCCCAUCAAUGUGCUCCAACCCUCAACAGCACGUUUGAGGGGAGUGAAGUGGAAGAACUGUUUUCAUGUGCAAGUCCACUGACACCCCAUGUGGUCAAACAAUUAUCACUGUUUUUCUAUGAAGAGCUAAUUUAGUGUCCCUGAAAUGUUUGAAAACUUUGAUUUUUAAGUUUUUAAAUUUAGAACUUUGUUUUACAGAUUAUUUUUUAUCUGAUCUGUAGAAUGCUGCAAGAUGCCUUAACGCCAACUGUUGUUUUUCUACGCUCAUGUGCCUUGUACCACCAAUGUAAAAAGUUAAAAUCAGAAAGAUA
Podarcis muralis (Common wall lizard) is the source of this 2673-nucleotide messenger RNA. RefSeq names its product mitochondrial fission regulator 1 (gene MTFR1). The record is from RefSeq and is a predicted model, not a curated record. Gene Ontology annotation, biological process: aerobic respiration; mitochondrial fission. NCBI's taxonomy places the organism in Eukaryota, Metazoa, Chordata, Lepidosauria, Squamata, Lacertidae. Gene Ontology annotation, cellular component: mitochondrion.